This is a messenger RNA of Carcharodon carcharias (great white shark), 1541 nucleotides long. RefSeq names its product stathmin-4-like. Gene Ontology annotation, biological process: microtubule depolymerization; regulation of microtubule polymerization or depolymerization; neuron projection development. The record is from RefSeq and is a predicted model, not a curated record. Gene Ontology annotation, molecular function: tubulin binding. The transcript has 6 exons. Bases 103 to 669 code for a protein of 188 amino acids. Gene Ontology annotation, cellular component: cytoplasm; neuron projection. NCBI's taxonomy places the organism in Eukaryota, Metazoa, Chordata, Chondrichthyes, Lamniformes, Lamnidae.
CUCUCUGCUGCUUGGCAGGCUGUGGGCUGUGGGCUGUGGCAUAUAUUCUGAGCUACCUUCUACCCUUCUUCUCUGUGGCUGUCGCUGAUUCAUCUAAUUACCAUGUCACUGUCUGCUUACAGACAGAAGAUGAGGGAACUUCCUCUCUUCAACUUGCUUUGUUCCUGCUUCAACCCUGAGCCACGCAACAAAACUCUCUAUAAAUUUGACGAUCCAGUUGAUCUGAACUGGUGCUUUAUAUCUGACAUGGAGGUGAAGGAAUUGAACAAGAGGGCUUCUGGUCUGUCCUUUGAGGUGAUCCUGAAACCACCAUCAUUUGAGGGAGUCCCGGAAUUCCAUGCCGCAUUUCCAAAGAAGAGGGAUCCAUCCCUGGAGGAGAUCCAGAAAAAGCUGGAGGCUGCUGAAGAGAGGAGGAAGUGUCAGGAGGCAGAGUUACUGAAGCAUCUGGCAGAAAAGAGGGAACAUGAACGAGAGGUGAUCCAGAAAGCCAUAGAGGAAAACAACAACUUCAUCAAGAUGGCCAAAGAGAAACUGGAGCAGAGAAAUGAGACCCAGAAGGAAAACCGUGAGGCUCAUCUGGCAGCAAUGCUGGAGCGUCUCCAGGAGAAGGACAGGCGUGCAGAGGAGGUCCGAGAAAAUAAAAGACUGAGAGCCAAUGCAGCACGAUAGAGGUUCCUGAAUUGGGACCGACUCCUGUCUGAGCAAUCCAUCGAGGGUUUAUUUGUAUAUAUUUAACCAGAAGGAACAACUCUGCUGGUUUGGGAGGGAAAGGAAACUCGAACAGGGAAAUUUAAACAAAAAAUAAAUUCCAUUCUUUAAGCUUGGCCAACUGAUCUGGUCUUGGCCCAGUUUUUUUCAUUUGUUUUUGGAAUGUGUGUUGCUGGCUAGACCAGCAUUUGUUACCCAAUCCAGAAUGAUUAUCUCAAGAGUAAUUAGGGAUUGGCAAUAAAUCUGGCCUUGUGAGAAGCACUCAUCCAAUACUGAAUAAAAAACUGUCUGGUCUGGUCUUGGCCCUGUCUGUAUUCUGAUCUCUCUGAUCAAUAUUACAGCAAUGAUUGCAAAGUGUGUUUUUUAUUCAUUACUAAAACUAACUUGCAUCUUUUAAAAAAAUAAUAAUUAAGCUAAGGAAAAGCACAAAUUACACCCAGACCUGAGAAAGCAACCCCACUCUUUAAUUUCUGCGCUUACAGUGAGAGAUUAACAACACAAACCAAUCCCACUCCCAAAUCCUUUUACAUUGGCCCAUCUCAAUCAGCAUCCUUACUUUGUACAUAUGUAUAUUUUUAAAUUAACUUUUAUUUCAUCCCUUGCUCUGAAGGAAGUCAUGUUUUUAAAUAUAUAACCUCCCCAUAUAGACACACUGCACAUACAUCCUCCGACACACUUGCCCUCUGGCACAAACCCACACCACAUACCCACACGCUGACACACACACAUGUUCUCUGACACACGCACUGACACAUGCACAUCUGCACACUCCCAUGCACUGACACGCCCACACGCACUCUGACACACAUGCAUCCCAACACAUAUGUUCACAA